AUGAGUCACCAAGAUGCCCGUGCUCCGCGCACCUUCGACAUCCCCAUGCGCAGCGGAGACGCCCUCGAGAUGGACUGCUCCGCCCUCGUGGAGGACCCAACCGAAGUCUGCGAGAUCCUCGAAAGCGAGGAUUGCAGAGCGAGUUUGUGGGCGAAGCUGGCGUAUGAAUAUAACUUGCAGGGAAUGACUGAUCAGGCGAUUGAAAUUUUGGAGAGGGGGUCAAAAGCGCCUGCGCUUCAGAAACAAGAUGAGAAAUUGCCGUUGAAGGGAUUCCUCGCCGCGCUUUACCUGAGAAAAGCACGUACCGCACCAGCCCGUGCAUCCGAAACGACCUUCGGCACCGAAGCCAAAACGAAAGACUUCUACUUCGGCAAAGCGACCUCCGAACUCAACGAUGCCCGUCGCUUAGAUUUCAAAUGGCACAUGAACCCGCUUUUUCAGGGGAUCUUCCAAACGAUGCGUUCCGGCUCGAUCGAGGAGACGAGACGAGCCUUCGAUGCCGUACACGCCAAAACUGCGGCCAAUAAACCCAACUUAGUGGCGUUGUUGGGACGCGCGAAAGUGUUGUAUGAGAAGAAGAAGUGGAAGGAGUCGUUGAAGGAGUAUCAGCGAGUCUUGACGUUAAGGCCGACUAUGCGACCUGAUCCGCGUAUUGGGAUUGGAUUGUGUUAUUGGAAGUUGGGGAGGAAGGAGAUGGCGAAAGCGGCUUGGGAACGCUCGAAUAAGGUUGAGGAGAAUGCGAGUGCGACGGCGUUGUUGGGAUUGUGGUAUGUUGAUGCGGCGAAUAAUACGAUGGAUCCGGGGGAGGCUACGCCGCUUUAUCAGAAGGGAUUCCAGCUCUCGCAGGCUGGGCAUAAGAUGGCGCCGGGUGGGGUUCCGGCUGCGGCUGUCCCGCUUAUUGGCCAGCUUUUCUCGAAGAAGGCAUAUGAGAAAGCCAUCGGGGCCGCCGAAAAACUGAUCAAAACCACGGACGUGAAGACCGUGUUGAGUGAUUUGUACAUGUGGCUAGCUCGUGCACACCACGCUCAAGGCCACCACGAACUCGCACAGCGCAAUUAUCAACUCGCCGUCCAACUCAACGAAGACAACCUCGUUGCCAAAUUCGGGUUGGCGCAGAUGUAUGUCCAGUUGAACAAGAACGACGAGGAGCAUGGGCGUCAUGCUGCUAGGAAUGCAUUCCAUGACAUUACGAAGCGGUAUCCGAAGUGUGUUGAGGCGUGUGUUAUGCUUGGGUUGUUGUUGAUGGAGGAUGUGUUGAGGCCUGAUGCGCCUAUCAGCAAAGGCGUUGAUCUGAGGGAGAAGCAGAAGAUUGAGGCGCAGAGUGUUGAGGCGAGGGAGAGAGCGAGGAAGGAUGCGAAGGAGUUCUUGAGGAAGGGGAUUAAGCUUAUGGAAACGACCGAGGGCCGCGAGUUUACGGAUCCGGAGUUGCAUUUGCAACUGGCCAAGUUGUGUGAAGUCGACGAACCGAAAGCGGCGUAUGAGGCGUUGAAGAGCGCGAUGGAGUAUAUGCAGAAUAUCGGUGAACGUUUAUCUCCGGCGUUGGGGAAUAAUAUCGCGGUCCUCAUGCAGCGUGAUGAGAAUUACGAAGCUGCGAGCGUGAUGUAUCAACAAGCUUUGGAGGAAGUGAGUACGUUGCUCGCGGAAGACCCGGGAACGAAUAGGAGACCUUUGUUGACGACGUUGUCGUAUAAUCUCGGGCGUGUGCAGGAGGCUUCGGGGAAAUUUGGGGAAGCGAGGAAAUCGUAUGAGCAGAUUUUGGAGCAUUGUGAGUAUGUUGAGGCACGUGUUCGGUUGGUGUAUAUGGAUUUCGUGGAGGGGAAGGUUGUUGGUGGGGAUUUGGAGGCGAAGGCGAAGAAAUUGUUGGAGGACGCGUCGGAUAAUUCGGAGGUUCGGGCGUUUUAUGGGUGGGCGUUGGCACAGCAGAAGAUGCCGGGUACGAGGAUCAAGAGUGUUGAGCUGGAUCUGGAGGCUAGGCAUUAUAAGCAGACGCUUCGGAAUUACGGUGGUGGUGAUCUGUACUCUCUCGUCGGUUUCGGCAAUCUUUACUUGCGUCAGGCGAGGGAUAUGAAGCCAACUAACGAGAAGGAGAAGGAGGAGAGGAGUAAAGUCUACCUCAAGGCCAUCGAGUUCUUCGAAGCGGUGUUGAAGAAGGAUCACCAUAAUGCUUAUGCUGCACAGGGUAUCGCGAUCGCGUUGGCGGAGAAUAAGGUUCCUGAUCAGCAGAAUGCGAAACUUGCGUUGAGGUUAUUGUCGAAGGUCAAGGAAGCCGUUCCGGAUGUUUCGGUACUUAUCAAUUUGGGACAUGUCUAUAACGAGUUGAACCAGUUGGAUCGCGCGAUUGAGUUUUAUGAGAUGGCGUUGAAGAAGGACGAGAGUGUUCGUGCCGAGGUCAUCGCGCUCCUUGGACGUAUCUGGAUCGUGAAGGCCAAGUCUGAGAAGAACUGGGAACAUUUCUACCAAGCGUUGAGGUAUGCCAAGGAAGCGUUGGAACUCGCGCCUGAGGAUGCAGCGGCCAAGUUCAAUGUCGCGUUCACGCAGUUCAGUUUUGCUGAGCAGAUGGUGUACGCUGAUGAAGCGAACCGUAGGACGCAGUAUAUCCAGGAUGCGGUGGAAGGUCUCAAAGAGGCUGUGCAGGGUAUGAGUGAGCUCGCUGAGGGUGAGCAUAAGAGUAUUCCAUACCCUAUCGAUACAUUGAAGGCGCGUGUCGCUCAGGGUCGCAAAUAUCUUGAUGAGAGGUUGCCCAAGGCACUCGAUGAGGCGGAGAAGUAUGAGAAGGAACAUGAGGCUCAGGUCGCUGAGGCGUGGAAGAAGGUCCAGGAUGAGCGUGAUCGUCGUAAACAAGAAGCGGCCGAUAAGGAGAAGAUGGAGAGGGAGGAACAGGCUAGGAUCGUGGAGGAACGUAAAACCAUCGCCGAGCAAACUCGACAGUGGCGCGAGAAGCGGGCUGAGGAGGAGAGACAGGAGAUGGAGGUCAACUCUGACGGCGAGGAGGUGCCGAAGAGGAAGAAGAAGGCUGUGAAGAAGUCGAAGAAGAGGGAUACCGGUACGGAUGAUGAGGAGAGUGCACAGGAGACUGACGACGGUGCCCCCCGGAAACGCCGGAGCAAGAAGAAGAAGGCUGUCGACACGGAUGAGGAGGGAAGUGGGAAUGAGAGCGAUGCGCCCAAGAAGCGUCGUCGGCAGAAGAAGAAGGCUGUGGAGUCCGAUGAUGAGGGUGAUGAAGAAGCGGAGGCUAGACCAAAGAAGAAGAAGAAGCUGGCAAAGAAGGAGAUAUCGAAGGAGAUGGUUGAUUCGGACGAGGAUGAUGAUGUUCCGAUGAGAGACGUGGUGGAGGAUACUGACAAUGAUGCUCCACAGGCUGCAGCUGACGACGCGGAUGAAGCCCCUGCUGAGAAGCCGGCGGAUGAUGAUGUGAUGGGGGACGCGGCGCCCGUUGAGGAGCCUGCACCUGUUGCUGAGGCAGCAGAGGCAGAGCCAGAAACCGUACAAACAGCUGUUGAGGAGCCUCUUGAUGCCACGGAAGAGUCUGCUCAGCCUGCGGCGGAAGCUGCUGAUGCACCGACUGAAGCAGCGCCGGCGGCAGAGGGCGAGGAGUAA
Molecule: messenger RNA, 3597 nt
Organism: Saitoella complicata NRRL Y-17804
Lineage: Eukaryota; Fungi; Ascomycota; Saitoellomycetes; Saitoellales; Saitoellaceae
Product: TPR-like protein
Exons: 2
Coding region: 1-3597 (1198 amino acids)
Biological process (GO): regulation of DNA-templated transcription
Cellular component (GO): Cdc73/Paf1 complex
Molecular function (GO): RNA polymerase II complex binding
Source: RefSeq, a predicted model, not a curated record